Molecule: messenger RNA, 903 nt
Organism: Pan troglodytes (chimpanzee)
Lineage: Eukaryota; Metazoa; Chordata; Mammalia; Primates; Hominidae
Exons: 2
Coding region: 1-807 (268 amino acids)
Source: RefSeq, a predicted model, not a curated record
AUGAAUGAAUGGGUCAGAGGAGCAGACCCCAGGGAGCCCUUGGGAUCAUGGACAGACCUACUGUUCAAGGGAGGGGUGGCCACUCUGCCCAAAUUCCCUCAAGGACCACCCCUCACUCAGUAUCCUAUCCUCUCCCCACUUGGUCCCCACAGACCUCUGGCCUCUGCUCCCAUCGCACCUUUCCCUCCAGCCACACUGGCUGUGGGAAAGCCUUGCAGCCCUUCCUGCAGUCAGAAACACCUUUCCCCCGUGCCACUUGUCCAAAUCCACCCCUCCAUUAGUUGCAGGCAGAGCGGCCAGGCUGGGGCUGCAGCCACGAGGGGGCACUGUUGCCCCGCAGCUGCGUCAGAACUCAUCCACAAAGCUGGAAGGUGCUUCUGUCCCACCAGCUUGCAGAGCAGCAGGCGAGGAGAAUGCCUGUCUCACAAAGCUAUGGAAGCUAAACGAGGGGAACGUCAGUGGCCCCAUCCCACACCCGGGACCUGCUGGGGCUGCUCUGAUACCUCCUGCGAUGGGUGCUCACUGCCUCCAGCCAGGCUGCCCAGCCCUUGGCGGGAAAAGCUCUGCCUGGAGAAAGGGCUUUGCAAUGGACCCAGUCUAUUUUGCAGAAGCCAUAAGGUCCUGUGGGGCAACAGGGUCUUCCAAAUGAAAAACGUUGAGAAGAACAGAUUUACCUUGGGAACCAUAAGAAAGAAGCAGUUUGGGGUUUCCAGAGAAGCCCAAAACCUAAAAGGGCACGUGAAAUUCCUCAGUGUUGACAUGUUGGCUCAAAACUUUUCUAAAUAUUGUACCCAAGCCAAGCAAUGACCCACUUGAGCCUACAGCCCACAGGAUGGGAUGCUGGUUUUGGGUGUAGCUCAGUGACUCAGAGAAAGCAGAACCCUUAGCGCCCGUGUGCAGAAC